This is a messenger RNA of Daucus carota subsp. sativus, 4131 nucleotides long. Its product is annotated as ABC transporter B family member 2. Gene Ontology annotation, cellular component: plasma membrane. Gene Ontology annotation, molecular function: ABC-type transporter activity; ATP hydrolysis activity; ATP binding. Gene Ontology annotation, biological process: transmembrane transport. NCBI's taxonomy places the organism in Eukaryota, Viridiplantae, Streptophyta, Magnoliopsida, Apiales, Apiaceae. Bases 140 to 3898 code for a protein of 1252 amino acids. The transcript has 12 exons. The record is from RefSeq and is a predicted model, not a curated record.
UACUAGUUUUCUCCCUUCCAUUCACUUCCCAAACCUCUUUCAAUAAAUCCCCACCGUUCUCCCCUCCUCUAAAUUUCUUCACAUUCAUUAUAUACCCACAUUUUCAUCUCACACACAAACACACACACCGGAGCUCACAAUGAGCUUCCAAGUUGCAUCAAGUUCCGGCGUCCAUGAUGCCGGAAAAAAUAAUAAUCUGAAGGAGGAGGAAGAAAAAACCAAGAAACCGCCAACUCCAAGCGUCUCGUUAUUUAAAUUAUUCGCGUUUGCGGAUUCUUUUGAUUAUUUUCUAAUGUUUUUUGGAUCGGUGGGAGCUUGUAUUCAUGGUGCUUCUGUUCCUGUUUUCUUUAUUUUCUUUGGAAAGUUGAUUGAUGUUAUAGGACUUGCUGCUUUGUUUCCUGCUGCAGCUUCUCACAAAGUUGCCAAGUAUUCGUUGGAUUUUGUAUAUCUAAGUGCAGUUAUAUUGUUUUCAUCAUGGAUGGAGGUGGCGUUCUGGAUGUAUACUGGAGAAAGACAAGCAGCAAAGAUGAGGAUGGCCUAUCUGAGGUCUAUGUUGAAUCAAGACAUCAGUCUUUUUGAUACUGAAGCUUCCACCGGAGAAGUCAUUUCUGCGAUCACCAGCGAUAUUAUCGUAGUCCAGGAUGCCAUUUCUGAGAAGGUGGGAAACUUUAUGCACUACAUAAGCAGGUUCAUAACAGGGUUUAUAAUAGGGUUUAUAAGGGUAUGGCAGAUAAGUCUUGUCACACUCUCCAUCGUUCCCCUCAUAGCUAUUGCUGGUGGUGUUUACGCUUUCGUUGCUUUUGGUCUCAUUGCCCGUGUCCGCAAAUCCUAUGUCAAAGCUGGGGAAAUUGCUCAAGAGGUGAUCGGAAAUGUGAGAACAGUACAAGCAUUUGCAGGGGAGGACAAGGCAGUGAAAUCAUAUACAUCAGCAUUACAGGACACCUACAAGUAUGGGAGGAGAGCAGGUCUAGCCAAGGGUCUAGGACUUGGCACCUUGCACUGUGUACUUUUCCUUUCGUGGUCGAUGCUGGUUUGGUUUACAAGCAUAAUUGUUCACAAGCAUAUUGCUAAUGGUGGAGAUUCCUUCACAACCAUGUGCAAUGUUGUUAUUGCAAGCUUGUCACUUGGACAGUCAGCCCCUGAUAUUACUGCAUUUCUCCGAGCAAAGAGUGCUGCCUAUCCUAUCUUUAAAAUGAUAGAGAGAAAUACUGUAAACAAAAACAGCGGAAAAAAGGGUGGAAAGUUGCAGAAAGUUGAGGGGCACAUCCAAUUCAAGGACGUGUACUUUAGUUACCCAUCCCGCCCUGAUGUGGUAAUCACCAAUAAGCUCUGCCUUGAUAUUUCUCCUGGAAAAGUGAUAGCACUUGUGGGAGGAAGUGGAUCUGGAAAAAGCACAGUUAUAUCGUUAAUUGAACGCUUCUACGAGCCCCUCUCUGGACAGAUUUUACUAGAUGGAAUUGAUAUCAGAGAACUUGACAUAAAGUGGCUUAGGCAUCAAAUUGGAUUAGUUAAUCAAGAGCCUGCCCUUUUUGCUACAACCAUCAGAGAGAACAUUCUCUAUGGGAAAGAUGAUGCGACCAUUGAAGAGAUCACACGUGCUGCAAAACUUUCAGAGGCACUGGCUUUUAUCAACAAUCUUCCUGAAAGAUUUGACACUCAGGUGGGGGAAAGAGGGGUGCAACUAUCAGGUGGGCAGAAGCAGAGAAUUGCAAUAUCUCGUGCCAUAGUUAAAAACCCUGCUAUACUUCUUUUGGAUGAGGCUACAAGUGCACUCGAUGCAGAGUCUGAAAAGAGUGUGCAAGAGGCCCUUGACCGUGUGAUGGUUGGACGCACAACUAUCGUUGUGGCUCAUCGGCUUUCUACCAUAAGAAACGCAGAUGUAAUAGCUGUUGUUCAAAAUGGAAAGAUAGUGGAAACCGGAAGCCAUGAAGAACUUAUUUUAAAACAAGAUGGUGCUUAUUCAUCGCUUGUUGAACUCCAGGAAGCAGCUUCCAAGCAACAACUCCCCUCAAACGGUCCAUUGGGACAACCACUCAGCAGUAAAUUUUCACGUGAAUUAUCUGGAAGAACAAGAAGUUUUGGCGGAAGUUUUCGUUCAGAUAAAGAGUCUGUUGGCAAAGUUGGUUUUGAAGUAGAAACUGUCAAGUCGUCUCCAGUUUCCUCUGGAAGAUUGUACUCCAUGGUUACUCCAGAUUGGAUGUAUGGGGUUUCCGGAACCAUAUGUGCACUUUGUGCUGGAGCUUUGAUGCCUCUCUUUGCCCUUGGUAUCACUCAAGCUCUUGUAUCUUAUUAUAUGGACUGGGACACAACACGCCAUGAAGUUAAAAAGAUCUCCCUGCUCUUCUGUGUGGGCGCUGUUGUUACUGUCAUCAUUCAUGCUAUUGCUCACCUGAGUUUUGGGAUAAUGGGAGAGCGCCUUACUCUUCGUGUUCGUGAGGGAAUGUUUUCUGCUAUUUUAAGGAAUGAGAUCGGAUGGUUUGAUAAUACAGAAAACACAAGUUCUAUGCUCGCAUCUAGAUUAGAGAGUGAUGCAACUUUACUGCGAACUGUUGUUGUUGACCGCGCUACCAUUUUAAUACAGAAUGUAGGUCUGAUCAUCACUUCAUUCAUCAUCGCUUUUAUUUUGAAUUGGAGGCUCACACUUGUUGUCAUUGCCACAUAUCCGUUGAUCAUAAGUGGCCACAUUAGUGAGAAACUCUUCAUGAAAGGGUAUGGUGGGAACUUGAGCAAAGCUUAUCUUAAAGCCAACAUGCUUGCUGGUGAGGCAGUGAGUAACAUUCGCACUGUUGCUGCAUUUUGUUCAGAGGAAAAGGUACUCGAUCUUUAUGGGCGUGAGCUUGUGGAGCCUUCCAAGCGUUCGUUUACUCGUGGUCAAAUUGCUGGUAUAUUUUAUGGAGUCUCGCAAUUCUUCAUAUUUUCAGCUUAUGGCCUAGCCCUGUGGUAUGGUUCUGUUUUGAUGGGAAAAGGACUAGCUAGCUUUAAGUCUGUUAUGAAGGCAUUUAUGGUUUUGAUAGUUACUGCAUUAGCCAUGGGUGAAACAUUGGCAAUGGCACCGGACCUUCUAAAAGGUAAUCAAAUGGUAGCAUCAGUUUUUGAGUUGCUGGACCGUAAGACAGAGGUGGUGAGUGAUGUCGGAGAAGAUGUCACUAAAAUGGAUGGUACAGUUGAGCUCAGGGGUAUUCAGUUCAGCUAUCCCUCAAGGCCAGACGUUCUAAUUUUCAAAGACUUUAACCUAAGAGUUCAUGCAGGCAAGACAAUGGCUCUAGUAGGGCAAAGUGGAUCAGGAAAAAGCUCUGUACUUGCUUUAAUACUUCGAUUUUAUGACCCGUUGGCUGGGAAGAUUAUGAUUGAUAGCAAAGAUAUCAGGAAACUAAAGCUCAAGUCUCUCCGGAAGCACAUUGGUCUUGUCCAACAAGAACCAGCUCUGUUUGCAACAUCAAUCUACGAAAAUAUACUUUAUGGUAAAGAGGGAGCCUCUGAGGCUGAAGUAAUAGAAGCUUCAAAACUUGCUAACGCGCAUAGUUUCAUCAGUGCUCUUCCUGAAGGCUACUCAACUAAAGUUGGAGAACGCGGUGUGCAAUUGUCUGGUGGUCAGAAACAAAGAGUGGCUAUUGCUCGUGCUGUUCUAAAAAACCCUGCAAUUUUGUUACUAGAUGAGGCCACAAGUGCUCUUGACGUGGAGUCUGAGCGUAUAGUACAAUCCGCUUUAGACAGACUUAUGCAGAACCGAACAACAAUUGUGGUGGCACAUCGACUAUCCACCAUAAAAAAUGCAGACCAAAUAUCAGUUUUGCAGGAUGGGAAGAUGGUAGAGCAAGGAACUCACGCCACUCUUGUCGAAAACAGAGAUGGUCCAUACUACAGAUUAAUCAGCCUACAGCAGCAGCAACAAAUGUAACCACACAAACAAAGCAAACAUCAGGUUGAGGGCUUAAUCUCAAGUACAUCUCUUUUCUCCUAGUACCCCCAUUUUUUUCCCUCAACCAACCCAUAAAGUGUUACCAGUGCAAAAAUGAUUAUCUAAAAUAUUCAAAUAAUUGAAAAUAUGAAGUAAAUCCAUACAUAUUGAAUUUCCUGUUCAUUUUACUGUACUAAUAAACUCAGGUAUAGGAAAACUCAUGAUUUUUACUU